Cutaneotrichosporon cavernicola is the source of this 648-nucleotide messenger RNA. RefSeq lists its product as uncharacterized. Bases 1 to 648 code for a protein of 215 amino acids. The record is from RefSeq and is a predicted model, not a curated record. Lineage: Eukaryota; Fungi; Basidiomycota; Tremellomycetes; Trichosporonales; Trichosporonaceae. The transcript has 2 exons.
AUGAGCCUGAACCUCUCAGACCUCGGGCAAGAGCUCGAUUCGAUUCGGCGCACGCGACGGGGAGAAGCACAGGCCCAGGCGAUACCCAUGCAGGCCGUCAGCGACUCCUCCGUAUCGCCGGCCUCGUCGCUCAGCAGCAGGCCGUCCCCCUCCCUUCCGUGCCGCCCACUCGACUGUGCUCCUGACAGCUCGGGGCCUCUGUGUCUCCUAUGCUUCGCACGGACCCCUUCAGCCGUGCUUCUUCCAUGCUGUCACCUGAACCUCUGCUACCUCUGCGCACCCCUGUUCAUGCACAAGGGUGCAACCGAGAGCCGCGCCAUCCAGCGAGUCGAGGACGAGCAGGCAGCCCGUGAGCGCGGGGACGAGGAACGCACUCUCGGCCGCAUCCCGUUCAACGUCGCACUCACACGGGCAGUCAAGGGAUCACCGCGCUCGCGGCGGCUGAGUAUCGGCGGGUACGUGCCGCCAGCCGAGGGGUUCCGGGGCGGCGAGCUGCGUGGACGCGACGUCCUAUUUGGCGAGAAUGGGGGUCUCGCGCGGUCGCGCGACGGAGACGGACGCGUCGCCCUUGCACCGGCUGAUAAGGCUGAGGCACAUUGCCUCGUGUGCCGCGCCGGCGUGACCGGGUGGCUCCGGGUGUACACUUAG